Messenger RNA from Megachile rotundata (alfalfa leafcutting bee), 1890 nucleotides. It is a transcript of the gene Arp6, whose product is annotated as Actin-related protein 6. The record is from RefSeq and is a predicted model, not a curated record. Lineage: Eukaryota; Metazoa; Arthropoda; Insecta; Hymenoptera; Megachilidae.
UAUUGAAUACAGAAAAUAUAUAAAUUUACAUUUUAUGAGACCUUAAAUAUUCAUAUAGUACAUAUGUAGUGUACCAUAUAUUCAAAAAAUUAAUGAUUGUUAAUUAUUUAAAUUCACAUUUUUUUCUCAUGUUUUUUCAAUUUGAAUUUUUACGCGCGCUGACAAGAAGUGCUAUCUAGCGAUGGAGCGUGGAACUAUUGAAAAAUUUUCGAUUUUUCAAAAAAUAAAACAUUCUCUGAUGUUCACAAAUUAUUCUUCAUUAGAAGUAAUGUCUUUAGAGAGUAAAAAUAUGAAUUUUAUAAUAUUUAUAAUAAAUAUUACGGAAUAAACCACUUGGUUUUAAAAGUAUGUACUUCUUGCAUGCUGAGGUAGCAACCGGAACAGUAACAAUUUGAAAAUGAACGCGGUCUAAACUAAGCAAGCGGGAUUUGUUUAUUGAUGUGUUAAAAUACAUUCCAUGGAACUUUUAUAACAUACAAAGCAGAAUAGAAACAGAACUUUCUAUAAUAAUUAAGUCGUUACUUUAAAAUGAGUAGUUCCACCUUUGUUCUUGACAAUGGUGCUUACACCGCAAAAGUUGGGUUAGCUUCCGAUAGCCCUAAACUAGUCCCUAAUUGUAUAAUGAAAGCGAAAAGUGAACGACGCAGGCCGUUCGUGGGGAACCAAAUUGAAGAGUGUCGAGACGCAUCGGGGCUGUUUUAUAUUUUACCGUUUCAAAAGGGAUAUCUUGUCAAUUGGGACGUUCAGAAAACUGUUUGGGAUUAUAUAUUCUCAAAAGAAUGUUGCCCGGUGAAUUUAAAUCAACUUUCUGUGGUUGUGACUGAACCCUUGUUUAAUUUUCCAACAGUUCAAGAAGCUAUGACGGAAAUAUUUUUUGAGGAAUAUGAAUGUCAAAGUCUUUUAAGGAUCAAUGCUUCUACUCUGUCUUGCUAUCAGUAUAAAACAGAAAAUCCUAACACAAAAUGUUGUAUAGUAGUUGAUAGUGGUUAUAGCUUUACCCACAUAGUGCCUUAUAUAAAUGAUACUAAAGUUAAAGAAGGUAUCAGACGCAUUGAUGUGGGUGGAAAGCUACUUACGAACCAUCUUAAAGAAAUAAUAUCCUAUAGACAACUUCAUGUUAUGGAUGAAACUUAUGUAAUAAAUCAAGCAAAGGAGGAUUCGUGUUUUGUAUCUCAAGAAUUUUUCAAAGACAUGGAAGUUGCCAAAAGUAAACUAGAAAACAAUCCCAUAACUAAAGAUUACGUUCUACCAGAUUACACGACAUUAAGACGUGGUUAUCUUAAAAAUCCAGAACCUCCAAACGAGCAACAAACUUUACGUUUAAGUAAUGAAAGAUUUGCUAUACCCGAAAUUUUAUUUUUUCCAUCAGAUGUUGGUAUCCGACAAAUGGGUAUUCCAGAAGCUAUCAUGGACUGUUUGAAAGCAUGUGACGAAGAGACAUGGCCACAUCUUUUAUGUAAUAUUAUUCUUACUGGGGGUAAUGCGAAGUUUCCUGGAUUUCAGGAAAGAAUUUAUAAGGAAGUUAGAAGUUUAGCACCCGCAGAAUACGCGAUAAACGUUUAUUUACCUGAAAACCCGAUCACGUAUGCAUGGCAUGGUGGUAAAACGUUAUCGAAAGAUCCAAUAUUUUCGAGUCUUUUAGUAACUAGAGAGGAUUACGAAGAAGAGGGUCAAAAUCUGUGCUUCGAACGUUUCGACGUUUAGUUUCAUAAAAAUUUGUUUUUAUUACACAAAAUCAUAUUGCACGUAAAUAAAUUUUUGUUUCUCAGAUAAACUUAAUAAAUACAAAAGGUAAUGAUCAGAAAUGUUACUUAUAAAUUACAAUUGAAAACUGUAUAAAGGCCGCGAAUGGAAUGCAUAUACUGAUAAAAUAAUCGCAAAGAAGCAGAA